AUGUUUCAAAAAUUUUUGUAUCUCCAUCCACCAUUUACCGAGCGGGUGGUCAAUAGAAGAAAAAUGGCAAGGAAAAUCGAGGAGAUGCUUUUUGAAAAUCCUCCUCCUUUGAUCUUGCGAUGGGAUAUUAAAUUGUUACCUUCAGUUGCCCAUGGGAAUGUCAAAACUUUGGAAGAUAUAAUUGGAGUUCUAAUGACUGGCAAAGAUUUUGAGCAUUUGCUUGGAGUACCUGUUGCCCAAAAAGGCACCGGUGAGGAGAUGGCUGAAGUAGUUAUUCGGGAAGUACACCGAUUUGGGCUAAGUGACAAUAUCAUCGGUAUGUCUUUUGAUACUACAUCGUCUAAUACAGGACUGAUCCAAGGGGCAUGUACCAGAAUUGAAAGAGAAUCAGGACGAACAUUGUUGUGGUUGGCUUGCCGUCAUAAACUAAUAUUAAAAGGAGUGUUUGAGGAGUGUUGUAACAUCUAUCAAGUGGUCUUGACAUCCAGAUCUUUCGAAAGUUCCAAAAUAUGCUUUAUAAAAGAACAGCGAGUAAAAAUGAUUAACUACUUACAAAAUGUCCUAAAAGACAGAAGUCAUCCAAGGGAAAACUACAAAGAGUUAUUACAACUAUCACUUUUGUACCUAGGAGGUUGGUCUCAAGACGAAUUCAGUUUCAGGAUACCAGGAGCUCUGCACCAAGCAAGGUGGAUGGCAAAAGCGAAUUAUACACUUAAAAUUGUUCUCUUCACUAAACAGUUGGAUAUGUCUGAACGAGAAUUAAAACGAAUGAAAAGGAUUGCACAUUUUGUCAGCCUCAUAUAUGUUCGCUUUUGGCACGAAGCAAUUGUAAGUCGAUGGGCUCCAAAAAAUGAUUUGUCUAUGCUGCAGCUUCUGAAUAUUUACCCAGAUAUAGACGUCAAAAAAGUGUUCUUACUGUUGCUAAGAGACACUUGUGGUAUUUGUCAGAAACAAACGUAG
Psylliodes chrysocephalus is the source of this 960-nucleotide messenger RNA. NCBI's taxonomy places the organism in Eukaryota, Metazoa, Arthropoda, Insecta, Coleoptera, Chrysomelidae. The record is from the annotation of a GenBank genome assembly.